AUGUCAUCAUCAUUUAUGAAAUUAAAAGGACUAAUUCGUCCUGAUAAAAAAAACAUAAUAAAUACACAUAAUAAAGACGUUCAUGAUGAGACAAUAAAUCGAAAGAAUGUUGGAUCUAAACCACAUAAAAAUAUUUUUAUUGGUGAUGAUAAUGAUCAUAUUAUUAAUUCUGAUGAUAGUAAAGCAAUCCAUUUUACUUCAGCUAAUUCAAAACAAAAAGCCGAAUCUCCAGUAGAGAAAUUGAUUAAAAUUAUGGAGGAAGCUGAAAAAUAUGAUACAGAUAGCCAAUUUAGAUCAUCAAUUCCAAGCAGUGAUGAUUUUAAAUUGAAACAACAAAACGAAACAAUAAAUCCAUUAACAAAUAAAUUUAAUAAGCUAGAUAUAAAUUGUGAGGAUAAUAAGCAUAUUCAAAAUGAUGUUCAUACUAGUCAAAUGCUAGACUCUUCUAUAGAGAAUGCUGAGUCAUUGAAAAAAGAAGCUUUAGUGUAUGAAUUGAAUGGUGAUGCAUUAUCUAGGAUUACUUCAGAGAUUCUUUUAUUAAAUGAUUAUAAUUAUAAUUUAGAAAAAUUUCCAUCCGUGCUGAGUACACAUAAAACUAAUUCUCCAUGUAGUAGUAAUAAAUAUAAUAGAGAUAGUAGUAAUGGUGAUACCGAUGAUAAUUCAUCUAAUAUUUCAAUCUCGAAUUCAAAAAUAUCUACAGAUCCAGCUAUAGCAUUUAAUCGUAAUAGGACUAUCCCUGAUUCCCCACUUAAAAAAGAAAAUAUAUUAUCAACACAUUCUUUAAAAUUUAGUAAAACAACGACAACUUUCAUGAAAGAGAAGGAUAACGUUACUUCUAAUAAUAAUAAUAAAAUAUAUACAAUUGAUAAUUUAUUAAAGAAAAGAGGUAUAAAUAGACAACGUAGUAAAACCUUAGAUACCUCAGAUUUGAAAAAUGCAACUAGUAAAAUGUUCCCAUCAGUGCCAAAAUUUAGUUCAAAUAAACCUCCACCAGUGUCAGGGAAAACACGGUCUAAGAAUAUAGCAAGGAGAUUGAGCCUUUCUUCUCACGAUAAAAAUAAGAAUAAAAAUAAGCAUUCCCAAGGUGGUAGCAAUAGUAAUACAAAUACAAUAGCUAGUCAUAUUGUACGUAAGAUAAGGUCUAAUUCGAAUUCUUCAAAUUCAAAUAAAAGUUCAUAUAUUUCACCUAGAACAUCAAGUGGUUCUUUUACAACAAGUGAUAUUCAACAACAGUAUGAUAAUAGUAAUAAUAGCACAAAUAGUAAUAAUAUGGUGACAAAUUCAGCGUAUUCAUUAAAACGAAGAAGUAGUUCUAUUGUUAAUGCCUUAAGUAGUUUUGUAAAUUUACGUUCAUCAAGUUCGUUGUCUGACAAAGGACCACAAUUGUCUUCAAAUUUUCAACAAUAUGCCCUUACAUUAGAUGAUUUACCAGCUGUUCCUGAGCCAAAUAAAGAUGACGAGUCAUUUGAGAAAUAUCUAUUUAGAAUAUCAAAUUAUGGUAAAUUUAUUGGAAUUAUAUUGACAUUAAAGAACGAUACAUAUAAAUUGAAUUGUCUAAACUACUUUCUUUCUAAUUACUUUGAUUUUAUGGACGAUCCGAUAGACAUUUCACUAAGAAAAUUAUUGAUAUUUUUAGAGUUACCAAAAGAAGCACAACAAAUUGAUCGAUUGUUAACUGAAUUUGGAAAAAUAUAUUAUAAACAACAGAGGACAAAAUAUAUGGAGAAGUGUAUUUGGGAAAAUGAACACCAAGUAUAUUUUAUCAUUUUUUCAUUAUUAAUGUUACAUACAGAUUAUUUUAAUCCAAAUAAUAAGAUUAAGAUGACGAAGACUGAAUUUAUUGAUUUGGUACAUAAUGAUACUUAUUCCGAUGGAAAUAAAUUACCAAUAGAAAUUUUAGCAUAUUACUAUGAUAACACAAUAAGUAAGGAGUCACCGAAAUUUGAUUGUUUUCUGAGUAGAGAUACAAAUGCAAUAAUAUCGUUUGAUUCGAUAGAAAACACUAAAAUGUAUUCACCAAAGGAUUUAAUUAAAGAUGGUUGUUUACUUAAUAUGUCAAAACAAUUGAAAAUGAAUAAAAGGGAAGAGGAUGACGCACGUGGAUAUAUUUUACCACCUACAAUACCGUUACCAUCUGCACUAAUUGAAUCUAAUACAAUAAAUACGUCUACUUCAUUUUUUAGUAAUAGACCUACAUCCAAUUCAAUAUCAUCAUAUUUUUCUUACGGUAAUAACGGAGGGUCUGCAAAUAAUUCUGGAACUAAUUAUAACAGUAACAGUACAGGUGGGUACCUUCAAGAUGAUAUUAAUAUUUAUAAGAAAAUUUUAAUGGAUGAUUUAAGAGGUGUUUCUCUAGAUAAAUUUGUUAAUAAAAUUUAUUCAAGAAACAAUUUUGCAUUAGAUAGUGAGUAUUUCCAGAUUUUAAAUAAUACUAAUGCCGGUAAUAUUGUAAAUUCAUCAUACAGUAAUAGUAUCUACAAUACUCUAAUGGAGAGGAAUUAUGGAAACUUAUAUGAUAAAUAUUUAAAACUUUUAAGAGUGUCUCGUGGUGGGUAUUUAAGGAUUAGGAAAACACAAUUAUAUAAAUUAAGACUACCAGCAUAUGAAAAAUAUCACCAAGGCGAUGUAAAAAAAGGAAGUGACAAAGAAAAUAGUGAUAACAAUGAGGUUGAAAAUGAUAAAGAUAAAGAUGAUCAAUGUUAUUACUUAAAAAUUAUUCAAAUGGGUGACAUAAAAGAAUAUAUAGAACCCGGUUCAAAACAGUCAGGAUCCCUUAGAGGUAGAAGUAAUUCUGAAGGAAACAAGUUAUUUUCUUUAGGAAGUAAUAGUCAUAAUAACGAUAAAUUCAAUAAAUGGAAGAAUAAAUUUGUAAUUAUUACGACUUGUGGGUUAAUAAUUUGCGAUAAAAAUAAAUCAUUUAAUAUACAAGAACCAGAUAUUGUUAAGAAUCAGCUUAACGGGGAAUGUAAUUAUAUUAUUGAUUUUAAAUAUAAUAAAUGUGAAUUAUUAAGUGUUUACAAUUUAUUUGCAGAAAGUGUGAAAAAUAAUUUCGAUUAUGAGGAAGAGAAUGAAACUUUAGCUAAUAAUACUGGAAAUACCAAUCAAAAUAAUAGAGGUCACGGGUAUUCAAUGGAUGAUGAAUUAUUUAUUAAAGAUUACAAAGACAAUGUGAUAAAGAAUUUACACGGAAGAAAUAUUAAUGAAAAAAAUGAUGAUGAUAAUGAUGAUAUUUGUAAAUGUGAUAUCAUGAAUAUGAGGGCUAAUCAAAAUGGAGAGGAAGAUAACAAUAAUCAAGAAGAGGGAAUUUACAAUGAUCAGGAUGAUGAUUGUAACGAUGAUGAUGAUGAUUACAAUUAUUUAAAGGAAUUUGAUGAAAAUACAUUCUAUAUCUGGAGUCAAUAUGGUAAACUUAUUUGGAGAUGUGAGAAUAAAUAUGAAAGAGACAAUUGGGUUGAUUCACUAAAUUUGAUGGCAUGUAUCGAUGGAUGUCAGUAUAAGAUAUCUUGUAUAGAUAAUACAUUACUAAGUCAAAGAAAGCAGAAGUUUGAGGAUAGAUAUAAGGAGAUCCAAGAGAAUAGAUUGGAAACUGUAAAAUUAUUUAAGGAAGAAGAAAAGUUAUUGAAUCUUUACAGACAAUGUGUUCCAAUAUGUUUAAAGACAAGAAAGGAGUUGAUACAAAAUAUUAAACAGCUGGCUGUUAAAAUGGAAUGGUAUGAUUUUGAAAUUAAAAGAGAUACUAUUUAUAUGAUGAUAUUGAAAUGUUUAAUACCAGAUAAAUCUUUCAAAGAGGAAAGUUGUGUUAAUGGAAACAAUGAUGAUAUUAACGAUGGAUCAAAUAGAAAAGAUAAUCAAGAAGAAAAGAUUAUUAACUGUUAUGAAGAUGCAAGUGAUAUUAGUGAUUCGUUGUCAUUUAUAACAUUUAAUUAA
Messenger RNA from Arxiozyma heterogenica, 3927 nucleotides. It is a transcript of the gene SYT1, whose product is annotated as Arf family guanine nucleotide exchange factor SYT1. The transcript has a single exon. Gene Ontology annotation, molecular function: guanyl-nucleotide exchange factor activity. Lineage: Eukaryota; Fungi; Ascomycota; Saccharomycetes; Saccharomycetales; Saccharomycetaceae. Bases 1 to 3927 code for a protein of 1308 amino acids. The record is from RefSeq and is a predicted model, not a curated record. Gene Ontology annotation, biological process: regulation of ARF protein signal transduction.